AUGGAGUCGCCGCACCCCGACGAGCGCCCGCUGAAGAAGCGCAGGUUCUUCGAGGAGGACUCUUCGCCCGCCGCGAUUGCAGCGCCGUCGGCACUGCACGAUUCGUUUGACAGUGCCCCGAGCCUGCCUGAUGUGUCCCUCGGCAAUGCGGACCAGGGCAGCGGCUUGGAGGGCUUCGAUGUCGCCAUGCUCCAGGCUGUCGUGGGCGAGCUGCCGCAUGCGAGUCUGCUGAGGCUCAAGGAUGCGAGCGGCAGCGAUGUGCAGCGUGCUAUCAAUCUGUACCUCGACGGCUCGUGGAGCUCUGCACCUUCAUACGCCGCUCCCGCCGCACCGCAGCCUCGGGCGCCCGCCGUGCAGCAAACCCUCGCGGCCGCCCUCCGACGGAACGACUCCGAAGCCUCCGUUGCGUCGACGCCGGACUCCGGCUCCUCGACCCCAAUCGCACCCAUACUCGAGCAGAUGCCCGGGAAGCGCUAUGUCGGCUCCUUUGGCGUGACGGGCUGGGCUACCAAGAGCGGGAGUGGUCUGCUCAAGCACGAGGAGCAAGUCAGCAUAGAGCGGCAAAAGGAUAUGCCCAAGGUGAAGAAGGGCAUCAAGCGCGUCGUCGGUCUCAAGAAGGUCGACGUCAUCGUCCGCUUCGUCAACAGCCGCGGAGAGGAAGUAGGGCGGCUGGAAAAUGAGUCUGCUACGUGGAUAUCCGCACUGCUCGACCAGAAGGUCUGCACCUUCCAGGGCACCGUUGUGUACACGCCAGACAGACUCAGAACGGGCGACAAUGUCUUUCUGCAGCUCCGCGCUUUCUUCCUACGCAGCGCAUUCGACAGCAGAAAGUUUGUCAAGCCCGAGGAUAACCGCGAGGUGAACUUGUUCGAAGAGAAGGAGAGCUCCGACGAGCGCGAUCUGCGGCGCCGGCAGGUUGCCUUGGUAAAGCUGUUUGAAGCCAUCAACCUGGAGCCAACGCGCCAGAACGCGACGACAGCAAAGCACAAGCGCCAGGGCCUGCUGCAGGCGGCAGAAAGAGAGGAAGAAAAAGAGAAGCCCAAGCCCAAGAACGGAAGCGCUCCUGAACCGGGCUCAUCGCCGCCGUCAGAAGAAGCCGAGGACGGAGAAGAGCUAGAGCAAGAUCAGUUGGAUGCGCUCUACAGGAAAGCCCAGUCCUUCGACUUCAACACCCCCGAGAUGCAACCCGCCGAUACUUUUGUCAUGGAUCUGCGCAAGUAUCAAAAGCAGGCCCUCCAUUGGAUGGUUGGGAAGGAGCGCGACGAAGCGCGCAAUGACACGGAAGAGUCGAUGCAUCCUCUUUGGGAAGAGUAUGCGUGGCCGACACAGGAUGCGGACAACCAAGCCAUGCCCGUCAUCGAGGACCAAAACAUGUUCUAUGUGAACCCUUAUUCCGGCCAGCUCUCGCUUGAGUUCCCGAAGCAGGAGCAGAACUGCCUGGGCGGUGUUUUGGCAGACGAAAUGGGUCUCGGAAAGACGAUUGAGAUGCUGAGCUUGAUCCACACCAACCGGAAUCAGAUCCCCAAGAGCGAUCCUUCCGUUCCCAAGAGCCUGCCCCGACUUCCAAAGAGCAGUACCGUCGUCGAGCCUGCACCAUACACCACGCUCGUCAUAGCACCCAUGUCGCUUCUGGCGCAGUGGCAGAGUGAAGCUGAAAAGGCUUCCAAGGAAGGAACGCUCAAAGUCAUGCUCUACUAUGGGACAGAAAAGGCUGUCAACCUCCAGAAGCUCUGUUCUGCGUCCAACGGCGCAAACGCUCCCAACGUCAUCAUCACAAGCUAUGGUACUGUCCUGGCUGAGUAUGGCCAAGUGGCGAAGCAAGAUGGAAACGUCGGCUCCCACGGUGGCAUAUUUUCGCUCGACUACUUCCGCAUCAUCCUCGACGAGGCACAUUACAUCAAGAAUCGGCAAUCGAAAACCGCAAAAGCCUGCUAUGAGCUCACGGCGAAGCAUCGGUGGGUCCUUACGGGCACACCCAUUGUCAACCGCCUGGAAGAUCUGUUCAGUCUCGUGCGCUUCCUGAAAGUGGAGCCGUGGGCCAACUUUUCCUUCUGGAAGACCUUCAUCACCGUUCCUUUCGAAUCAGGAGAAUUCAUUCGCGCGCUUGACGUUGUCCAGACCGUGCUGGAACCGCUCGUCCUCCGACGUACAAAAGAUAUGAAGACCCCAGACGGCGAAGCCCUCGUGCCACUGCCCAAGCGGACGAUUGAAGUCGAGGAGAUCACGCUCUCCGAGGACGAGCGCAACGUGUACGACCACAUCUACCUCCACGCGCGAUCCGUCUUCAACGCCAAUGCAGAGAAGGGAACGCUGCUCAAGCAGUACACGACCAUCUUUGCGCAAAUCCUGCGGCUGCGGCAGUCGUGCUGCCAUCCUGUACUCACCAGGAAAGCGCACCUGGUUGCUGACGAGGAAGACGCGGCAUUAGCAUCCGAUGUCGCCAACGGACUCGCCGACGACAUGGACCUCGACAGCCUCAUCGAACGCUUCACCAGCGAGGGAGAUGAGGACGUCAAUCGAUAUGGCGCCACCGUGCUCAAGCAGAUCCAGGACGAGGCUGAAUCGGAGUGUCCGAUCUGCUCCGAGGAGCCCAUGAACGAGCAGGCCGUCACCAGCUGCUGGCACUCCGCGUGCAAGGAGUGCCUCGUAAACUACAUCAACCACCAGCGCGACAAGGGCGAUCUACCGCGCUGCUUCAACUGCCGCGAACCCGUCAACACGCGCGAUGUCUUCGAGGUCGUCCGCCACGACCACGACUCCUCGGACGCACCCGCUCCUGUACAGACGCCAAAAGUCAGCCUACGCCGCAUCGGCCUCAGCGGCUCCGCCAAGACGCAGGCCCUCCUCACACAUCUGAAAGGCAUCCGCAAGCUCGACAAGGGCAUGAAGAGUGUGGUCUUCUCGCAGUUUACCUCCUUCCUAGACCUCAUCGAGCCCGCGCUCGCGCGUGACCACAUCCCCUUCCUGCGCUUCGACGGCUCCAUGAACCAGAAGCUGCGCGCCACCACGCUCACAGAGUUUAACACCUCGCCUAAACCCUACGUCCUCCUUUUGUCUCUGCGCGCCGGCGGCGUAGGCCUCAACCUCACCUGCGCAAAGCGCGUGUUCAUGAUGGACCCGUGGUGGAGCUUUGCGGUCGAGGCGCAGGCGAUUGACCGCGUGCAUCGGAUGGGGCAGGAUUCCGAGGUCAAAGUCACGCGGUUCGUGGUGAAGGGCAGUAUCGAGGAAAAGAUGUUGCGCAUCCAGGAGCGGAAGAAGUUUCUGGCGAGCAGUCUGGGGAUGAUGAGUGAGGAGGAGAAGAAGGCGAAUCGGAUUGAGGAUAUCAAGGAGUUGUUAUCUUAA
This is a messenger RNA of Paraphaeosphaeria sporulosa, 3342 nucleotides long. RefSeq lists its product as uncharacterized. The transcript has 3 exons. The record is from RefSeq and is a predicted model, not a curated record. The coding region runs from base 1 to 3342 and encodes 1113 amino acids. Gene Ontology annotation, molecular function: nucleic acid binding; ATP-dependent chromatin remodeler activity; hydrolase activity, acting on acid anhydrides, in phosphorus-containing anhydrides. NCBI's taxonomy places the organism in Eukaryota, Fungi, Ascomycota, Dothideomycetes, Pleosporales, Didymosphaeriaceae.